Messenger RNA from Brenthis ino (lesser marbled fritillary), 1767 nucleotides. Lineage: Eukaryota; Metazoa; Arthropoda; Insecta; Lepidoptera; Nymphalidae. The record is from the annotation of a GenBank genome assembly.
AUGCCCCCGACAGUACAAACUAAUGAGCCGGAGCGAGAAAAGCGGCCACAGAGGACAGGCGAGCGGAGGUCUGAAUUAGUUACACGAGUCAAAUAUUGCAACACUCUUCCAGAUAUACCUUUUGAUUUAAAAUUUAUUACUUAUCCUUUUCCAUCUACACGAUUUAUUCAAUAUAAUCCGACGUCUUUGGAAAAGAAUUACCGAUAUGAAGUAUUAACAGAACAUGAUUUGGGUGUUCAUAUUGACUUAAUAAACCGUGACAUAUACCAAGGCGAUGGAAAUGCACAGUUAGAUCCAGCAGAUGAAAAACUUUUAGAAGAUGAUGUACUCACUCCCCAGGAUUCUAAGCGAUCUCGUCAUCAUGCCAAAAGCGUGUCAUGGCUACGACGGUCUGAAUACAUUUCUACUGAACAGACUCGCUUUCAGCCACAGACUAUGGAAAAGGUUGAAGCUAAAGUGGGUUACAAUGUUAAGAAGAUAUUCAGUGAAGAGACAUUAUACAUGGACCGAGAUAGUCAAAUAAAGGCUAUUGAGAAAACAUUUGAAGACAAUAAGAAACCUAUUGAGAAGCAUUACAGUAAACCUGGUGUUACACCAGUGGAAAUUAUGCCAGUGUUCCCUGACUUUGAUAUGUGGAAGUACCCUUGUGCUCAGGUUAUAUUUGACUCUGACCCAGCACCAGCAGAUAAGAAUAUUGCAGGUCAGAUCGAAGCUAUGUCUCAAGCUAUGAUUCGAGGUGUGAUGGAUGAAAGUGGAGAACAAUUUGUAGCAUAUUGCUUACCAACUGAAGAUACUAUACAAAAACGAAGACGAGACAUCACUGAGGGUAUACCCUACAUGGACGGUGACACAUAUGAAUACAAAAUGGCUAGAGAAUAUAACUGGAAUGUUAAAAGUAAAGCUUCUAAGGGCUAUGAGGAAAAUUACUUCCUGGUGGUUCGUAAUCAUUGUAUCUACUACAAUGAAUUAGAGACACGUGUGCGUCUGUCCAAGAGGCGUGCUCGUGCUGGGGCGGCGGCUCAAGCUCUGACUCGCCUCGUAGUGACUCACCGGCCUCUCGGUGCUGGGGAACACCGUAUGUUGAGACUGAGGGAGAAACAGCUGGAACCGCCACAGGAAGAAGAUGAAGAAGAGGAAGAAGAUGACGACGAAGAUGAAGAAGAGGAAAAACAGAAUCAGAAUGAAAAGGAAAGGUCACGUUCCCGAUCAAAGUCGGGUUCGAAGUCGCCCCAAGGGUCAGAGAAGUCGAAGGGGUCGAGAUCAAGGUCAGCGUCUAGGGAACGGUCCAAGUCCAAGUCAAGGUCCAAGUCUAAGUCCAGAAGUCGUUCCCGGUCAGGGUCUGGGUCUAGGAAGUCUAGGUCUAGGUCUGGUUCUGCACAGUCUGGCUCUGCUAGGUCGGCUUCACCUCGCUCUAGGUCUGGGUCCCGAGCCUCGUCCCGAGCCUCCUCACGUGCCAGCUCUAAGAGUAAGGGCUCCAGGAACAGCUCUGCGAGUCCCAGGUCCCGCGCUAGCUCUAAGGGCAGCGCUAAGGGUUCAAAAGCAUCGUCAAAAGCGAGUUCUCGCGCAUCAUCCCGAGCCUCAAGAGCGUCUUCCAGGGCUUCGUCCAAGGCUUCAGGUUCUAAGGCAUCGUCCAGGGCCAGUUCCAGACGUAACUCGGGCUCCGGUAGCGGCUCUGAUAAGUCUAAGAGUAGGUCUCCGAGUGGGUCUAGACAGGGAUCUCGAAGCGGGUCUGCCUCGAGCGCCUCGUCACGUCAUAGUGGUUCUGAU